This is a messenger RNA of Spea bombifrons (plains spadefoot toad), 1731 nucleotides long. RefSeq names its product proton channel OTOP2-like. The transcript is spliced from 6 exons. The record is from RefSeq and is a predicted model, not a curated record. Gene Ontology annotation, cellular component: membrane. NCBI's taxonomy places the organism in Eukaryota, Metazoa, Chordata, Amphibia, Anura, Pelobatidae. Gene Ontology annotation, molecular function: proton channel activity. Gene Ontology annotation, biological process: proton transmembrane transport. Bases 22 to 1731 code for a protein of 569 amino acids.
UAUAAACUUGUCUAUAUCAUUAUGGAAAGAGAACAGCACUUAAGCAUCUCGACCAACCUGUCAGAAAUGCAGACUAUUCCCUUAAAAACUGGGUCAAUUGAAAAGUGGAAGAAGAGGGGCCGGCUUCUCUCUGGGCUUGUAGGCUCUAAUAUUCUGUUAUUCAGCUGCACCUUGGUGACCUGUGUAUUCAGUAAAGAUGUGGAAAUUUGGGAGACAGACAUGCUCGUAUUUCUUUCCAUUAUGUUGGUGCUCUGUAUAACGUGGAUGCUCUUCCAAAUGUAUUUUUCAUGGAAAAAAAAAGAUGCCAUAUUGUUCAAGGAUUGCCAAGCAGGGCCCAUAUGGAUGAGAGGUGGAAUAGUCUUUUUUGGCAUUGGCACCAUAGUUAUGGAUUUCCUAAAGAUCAUACAAGCUGUGGGAUACAAGGACUGCGAACCUCCAGUGAAAAUUAUUCAACCUCUCCUACAAGUUAUGUUUGUCAUUGUGCAGACAUAUUUCCUAUGGAUGUCAUGCAAAGAUUGUGUUCAGAUCCAUAUAAAUGCUACCAGGUGUGGACUUAUGAUGCUGCUGACCGUUAAUCUGGCCAUCUGGGUGAUCGCAGUUACUGAAGAAUCCAGGCAUCAUACAGUCGAAUUACAGAAGUAUUUUGAUGGAAAUGUUACAAGCACCAAUGAUAGUCAUGGUUACUCUGGAAAUAUGAACCACUGUGAGUGCAAAUCUAAAUGCACUUUCUCCCCGACCUCUUAUUAUUACUUAUACCCUUUUAAUAUUGAAUACAACCUGUUUGCAGCAGCCUUGAUUUUUAUCAUGUGGAAAAAUGUGGGGCGACGAAUUGAUGACAACUCUACCCAACACCAUGGAAUAGGCCCAGGAGUUCUCCAACAUGUCCCAUUGCUAGGGCUUAUAUCUGGCAUGUCUGUUCUGGUUAUUGGGCUAGUGAUGUUUAUUAUGUAUGAAGUGGGGCGAGAGAACACCCUCAAACACUGGCUGUCACUUAGCACUUUUUACUUCUUCCAUGUAGUCAGCCUAGGGCUAAUGAGUUUGGCUAACUUGGUGGGCAUUAUCAUCUUCAGACUGGAUACGAGAAGCAUGGAUAAUGACAAGAACCCUAGUCGCACGUUGGAUAUGACUCUGCUGCUCAGUGCAACACUAGCUCAAUAUGCAAUCUCAUAUUAUUCUAUGAUUGCGAUGGUGGCUACGAAUCCUACUACCCUCCUAAGCUGUUUAACACUUAUUUAUUCACUACUUAUGAUUGUUCAGCACUCCCUUCAGAAUGUGUUCAUAAUUGAAGGGUUGCAUCGGCUUCCACCAAAUCAUUUAGUAAACUCACAUGGGACUUCAAACACCUCUUGCUCCCAUUGUCAACAGGAAGCCAGCCUGCAAGUCAUUAUUUGUGAAGCAGAGGACGUACAUUCCAUUACAAGUGUCCCUCGACACCCAAAUCAUCCUCAAAUCCAGCAUAUGUCAAGAAGAGCCACAUUGACUGCACAUCUCAAGACACAUCUCAAGAAAAGAAAAACAAUGAAAGACAUUUAUUUGUUCCUGUUUUUGAGUAACAUCAUUUUCUGGAUCAUGCCGGCAUUUGGAGCUCGAAUACGUUUCGACACUGGCUUGGAAGUGAAGUUUUAUGGGUUUACUAUCUGGGCCAUAAUCACUAAUGUCUGCCUGCCAUUUGGAAUCUUCUAUCGAAUGCAUGCAGCUGCCAGUUUGCUGGAACUUUACAGCAUGUCCUAG